AGUUUAGUUAGACCUUGACCAUCUUCUUCAUUUCAGAUUAACAUAACCACAACAAGUUAUGGCGUUCCGCUAUCUUUGAUGAUCGAUUCAAAUAAAUAAAUGUAUACAACCUAUUUUCGAAUUUAAUAGAUGAUAAAGACCAUGUCUCGUUCAUUUCGGGCGGAGACUCGCAGUAGAGCCAAAGAUGAUAUCAAGAAAAUUAUGCAAGUGGUCGAUCGGGUUCGACACUGGGAGAAGAAAUGGGUGACUAUUGGCGAGACCACGAUGAAGAUUUACAAGUGGGUCCCAGUAGCAAACAGCGAAGGAAAAAAGUGUAAACAUAAGGAGGCGAAUAAGGAGAAUUUGGGUCGCAAAACUGCAACAGUUGAAUCGAGUAAUUCCAGUUUUAGUAUGGUCACAGAAGAUUCGAACACUUGUUUUUCAACUGUGAGCGAUUCGCAGGGUCCAACUGAUUUCUCAUCUCAUAUGAACACAUUUUCGGAAGACUCAAACUCUCAAGGCAGCGAAAUGGCAGUAAAGAGACUGAAGUCAGAGUGAUUUAUUUUUAUAUUUCUCGUUAAAAGUAGAACUUACUUUUUUUUUAAAUUUAUAUUAAGUAAGUACGUCAAUAUGAAUUGAAUAGUAGAUGAAAUAUAUUCUUUUUCUUUAUUAUUUUUUA
Molecule: messenger RNA, 658 nt
Organism: Photinus pyralis (common eastern firefly)
Lineage: Eukaryota; Metazoa; Arthropoda; Insecta; Coleoptera; Lampyridae
Gene: BCL7-like
Product: B-cell CLL/lymphoma 7 protein family member A
Exons: 3
Coding region: 130-537 (135 amino acids)
Source: RefSeq, a predicted model, not a curated record